UGACCAGGAGUCGACGUGUGCAGAAAUCCUGCUAGUCUGGUCCUUGUUUCCAUCUGGGUACCAGCUUCCUUCAGCCUUGCAGGCGGCGGUGUAAGAGAGACCACCGAAGGAGACAGCUUGCUUGAAUUCUCCAGGUUUGUUCUUUGUACUGCUGCUGGCUAAAAGUAGGAGAAAGAAACUGACCAGAUCAGUACCUGAAAUAGCUGCAUUCGCCAAUAGGCAGGAAGGAGCAAAGAAGGAAGAGAAGCAUACACAAGAUGAAACCCUCCCAAAAAAUGGAAGGAAACCCAGAAAAUGGGGACGUGCCAAAGCCCGAGGAAGAGCCAAAGCCCGAGGAAGAGCCAAAGCCCGAGGAAGAGCCAAAGCCUGAGGAAAAGCCCGAGGAAAAGCCAGAGGAGGGGCAAGGACCAGGAGAGGAGGAAAAAUCCGAAGAAACUUUUAGGGAGAGGCUGAUUCAGUCUCUUCAGGAUUUUAAAGAGGAUAUACACAACAGGCAUUUGAGCAGUGAAGAUAUGUUUAGAGAAGUGGAUGAAAUAGAUGAGAUAAGGAAAGUGAGAAACAAACUUGUUGUGAUGCGUUGGAAGGCUAAUCGAAGCCAUCCUUAUCCCUAUUUAAUGUAGUUUGCCUUGGUUUCUGUUUUAUCUGGAAUUAUCAUUGCAAUAUAGCUUUCUUUUAAUUAGCUUUUUUUUCCUGAUAUACCUUUGCCCAUCUCCCUACUUUGAAUUUGUUGCUGUUAGUAGAUUAGAUAUAUCUCUUCUUGUCUGCAUCUUACUGUUGGUUAUAUAUGAACCAAUUUACAAGUCUCUGGCUUUUAAUAAGAGAGCUUUACUGAUUUGUAAAAAAUGAGCUUCUGAUGGGAUACAAAAUGAAAAAAGGUUACAAAAUACUAUGAGAAUAUCGUAUUUUGAAAGACAAGAGUACCUUUGUAUGUUACAUAUAUGCACAUAUAAACUUGUGAAAGAAAGAUGAAUGAUUUUUCUUCUGCUUAUUUGUAUUUGCCAUAGUCCUAAAAUGAACAUGCAUUAUUCUUGCUAAAAAUAAUAAAAGUUUUAUAA
This is a messenger RNA of Microtus ochrogaster (prairie vole), 1055 nucleotides long. It is a transcript of the gene Tceal9, whose product is annotated as transcription elongation factor A like 9. NCBI's taxonomy places the organism in Eukaryota, Metazoa, Chordata, Mammalia, Rodentia, Cricetidae. The record is from RefSeq and is a predicted model, not a curated record.